Tripterygium wilfordii is the source of this 1316-nucleotide messenger RNA. RefSeq names its product geranylgeranyl pyrophosphate synthase, chloroplastic/chromoplastic-like. The coding region runs from base 125 to 1186 and encodes 353 amino acids. The transcript has a single exon. Gene Ontology annotation, molecular function: prenyltransferase activity. NCBI's taxonomy places the organism in Eukaryota, Viridiplantae, Streptophyta, Magnoliopsida, Celastrales, Celastraceae. The record is from RefSeq and is a predicted model, not a curated record. Gene Ontology annotation, biological process: isoprenoid biosynthetic process.
ACAAUGACCAAGUUUGGGCACUAUAAAGCAUCCUAUUCACAACCAUCUUCUUUAUAUUAGCCAGCCAAAGAAAACAAAAUAACCCAGAAGGAAUUCUGUUCUCAUUCCAACAACCUCCAUUUCAAUGGCUUUCUCUGCAACCAUCCCUGUCUAUGACAACUCUUUCCUUCUCAAACGCCUAUCCAAUGGUCGAAAAGACCUCUUUAGAGCACCAUUUCACCAGGCCAAACUUGUGCCAAUGAGAAUUCAUGCCACCCAUGUUGAAGAAUUGAUCCCCAGAUCACAAAACCCAUCUCUGGGUAGAUUUCAGUUUGAUGAGUAUAUGUCUUCAAAGGCAGAGAAGGUGAACAAAGCACUAGAUGAGGCAGUUCCAUUGAAGCAUCCUCAGAAGAUUCAUGAAGCUAUGAGAUACUCUCUUCUUGCAGGAGGCAAGAGGGUUCGUCCAGUUUUAUGUAUUGCUUCUUGUGAAUUGGUGGGUGGAGAUGAAUCGUCAGCGAUGCCAAUGGCGUGCGCGAUGGAGAUGAUUCACACCAUGUCGUUGAUUCAUGACGAUCUUCCUUGUAUGGACAACGACGAUCUUAGGCGAGGCAAGCCUACGAACCACAAAGUUUAUGGUGAAGAGACUGCAAUUCUUGCUGGUGAUGCACUACUUUCACUUGCAUUCGAGCACGUCGCUGCUAGAACUUUGAACGUUUCCCCUUCUCGCAUCGUUCAAGCCCUCGCAGAGUUAGGAUCGGCUGUUGGGGCCGCGGGGCUUGUGGCCGGACAGGUUGUGGACAUAGACAGUGAAGGGAAGGAUGUGAGUUUGAAGGAAUUGGAGUACAUCCAUGUGCACAAAACUGCUAAACUAUUAGAGGCAUCAGUGGUUUGUGGAGCAAUAAUGGGAGGAGGGAGUGUAAUUGAUACAGAGAGAGUUAGAAAAUAUGCAAGGUGUGUAGGAUUGUUGUUUCAAGUGGUUGAUGACAUUCUGGAUGUGACCAAAUCAUCUGCAGAGCUCGGAAAGACUGCCGGAAAGGAUUUGGCGACCAAUAAGGCCACAUAUCCGAGGCUGAUGGGAAUCGACAAGGCUAAAAAGUUCGCCAUAGAAUUGGUGGAUCAAGCCAUUGGAGAGAUUGACUGUUUUGAUGCUUCAAAGGCUGCUCCAUUGUACUACUUAGCUAACUACAUUGCUAAUAGACAAAAUUAAUUAGCUUUUGCUUUGUAUUGUGUAAGAAAACAUUGGUGUCUGAAUUAUGGUAGUGCUUAUUAGCAUAAUAAUAAUACUACACUUGUAGUUUAUGCUCUUGCAAUAAUAUCUUAAAAGUUCGUGCUUCAAA